GCAUACAGCGGCAUAGCUGCUCUGUCCCAUCCCAAUCCAAGAAAUUAAUCAACAGACCGCUAGGUGGAAGUUUUCCUCAGCUGAUUUGACGUAUAAAGAAGAAUCUGUUCCUGAGCCACUCCAGACCGCGAAAUGACAGUCAAGAGCUUUGCUGAAGGUCAAAGCAGCAUUCAUUUGGACAUUCCUCAGCUUCAGAAGGAAAAUGAAAGCACCAUUUCACCCGCCACAAUUUUUGAGCCACAAACUAGUGCUAGCAGCGAAAACUAUGUAUCUCCCACGCUGCCAGCUGUUUCAGCCCCGGAGAAAAAGCUGACUCUGUUUGCUCUCCACCUUGCAAUUCUUGAAAAAAUGGCCACUGGCCUGGGAACCCUUGGUUUCAUCUGGGCGACGGUUGUACUCCUGGGGGGCCUUGCCAGUACCCUAGACAAAACCGACUUCUGGUUCAUCACCAUCAUUUUAUUAAUUGAAGGAGCUAGAAUCUUCAGCAGGAGUCACGAGCUGGAAUGGCAACACCAGUCCACAUGGUCAAUAGCUGACGCAGGAAUUAGCAGCUUCCGAGCGCUCAGAUCGAGCUCUAGAGCUCUAGUUGAAUCCAUGAAGGAUAAGUUAAGCCCUGUAAGCUCUGCUACGAGGAAGCAAAGUCAACACAGCAGGAAUAUUUCCAAAACUACAGAUGCAACAAACAUUACAGACCAGAAAUUGAGAAGGAAGCCAACCCGGAUUUGGACUUCUUCCGAAGUUCCUAUUGUACCUUAUGCAGGGAGAGUUUUCCUUUCAAGAAACGUCAGCAAGAUUCUGUAUUGGCUUCAGCUCUUAUCUGCAAUAGCCUGCGUCGUGCUCUCAUUGAUGAAGCUCAUCAAGCGCAAUUUUGGUGACAUUGCUAAAAGAGACACUGACGAGAGUAACGGGAAGGCUGCUCUGGAUAUCUUUUAUGCCUUGGCUUUGGCAGAAGCUCUGGUUGUCCUGACAGAGAAACUUUACUGGGAGUGGAAGGUUGUCAUCUGUAAGCUUCUUGAAGGGGUGAAUGAGGAAUGCGAUCUGGGGGCUUCAGGUACGAACUCGACUUUGAGAUUUUUCUAUGACUCCUAUUCGAGAUGUAUCAAUGGGAGCAUUUUUGAUGGCCUGGGAAUGGAUAUGGUGACUUUUGCCAUGGAUCUCUUAUCUUCAAACUCGCCGCAAGAGCAGCUCAUAGGAGCCAGGAUUCUUCGCCAGUUUUCUACGAAAGAACGGUUUUCAGAUGACACGCUUCAGAAGAUGGGAACAACUCUGCCAGUUAUAGAGAGACUGGUGGAGAUCUUGAACUGGAAAGACCCACACGAGAAAGAAAUCAGGGUAUCAGCUGCAGAAAUAGUUUCCAAAUUAGCCGGGAAAAAGCAAAACUCCCUUCGGGUCGCUGGGAUACCCGCAGCAAUGGAAUCGAUAUCAUCUCUUCUACAGACAAACAGAAGCCUCAGUUCUACAGCAGACGAAAUUGGAGAAAGGAAAAUUGUCUUUGACCAUGAGGAUUAUGGACACUGGACUUUCAUUAAUUUGGGGCUACUCAUUCUCAAGAAACUUGCCCAUGAUCAUGAUAACUGUGGAAAAAUUGGAAACACAAGGGGCCUUCUUUCCAAAAUCAUAGAUUUCACUCAUGCUGACGAGAGAAUAUUGAAGGACUCAACUGUUACCACAUCGCAGGUUUUGACUGUUAAAAGAUCCCUAAAGGUUAUAAAGAUGCUGGCAAGCACGACAGGUACCACAGGGAAAAAUCUCCGUAGAGAGAUCUCAGAGAUAGUCUUCACCAUAAGCAACAUAAGAGAUAUUCUACAACACGGAGAGAAAAAACCAGAACUGCAGAAACUAGGGAUUGAGAUCCUUACCAGUUUAGCACAGGAUAAUGAGGCGACAGAGUGUAUAGGAGGGACUGGUGGAGUUCUGAAAGAACUGUUAAACAUUUUCUUCCAAGGAGUGCAGGAAGAACAAAGGGAUGUGAAGAUUGUGGCUGGAGAAGCUCUGGCAAUGCUGGUGUUUGAAAGCAAGAGCAACUGUCGUCGCAUCUUAAAGUUAAAUGUAGUGGAGAGGCUCCUAGAAGCAUUGGAGAUUCCGCUUCUUCAUGUCAAUGCUGGAAGAAUUUUGAGGAACCUGUGCACUUACAGUGGGCCAGAGUCCUUCAACCAGCUAAAGGGAGUAACAGCAGUGGCACCAACAGUUCUCAAGGCAAUCUUGUCAGGGGAAGGCAAAGUACAAGAGGUGAUGGUUGGGUUAGCGGUACAUGCUUUCAAGUUCAUGACAGCCGAAGAAUCGACCGCCUUGUUUCAGCGGGCGGGGUUUAGAGAAGCCAAAUUAGCUUGUGCUUUGGUCGAGAUCCUGAGGAGCCACCGGAACCCACAUGUAAAGGUGCCAAGAAUGAGAAGGUUUGCUAUCGAGCUGGCAAUUUGGAUGAUGAGAGAGAAAUCAACAAAUGUGCAGAUCUUCAGGGAUCUGGGCAUGGAGGAGGAGCUUGAAGGAGUCAUGGAUACGACAUCAGAGCUAGAGAGCUUCAAUAUUUUCUCUGGCACCAUUGGACUAAGCAGGCACAGCACAACCAUUCACUCACUUGUUGAGACUGCACUUAUGCUGCUGAAGAACAGGUUUGAUCAACCGAUAGGCUACUGAGCAAGUGAUGAUGUCAAAUUAUCCAAAAAAUGGGAAACAUGACAUUUCUUUCACUAAUUCCAGAAGCAAAUAAAUAAAGGUAAUUGCUUCUUUAGCAACUCCCUUUAAGUCCGAUGAAAUGCUUCUGAAAGUUAUAACCAUGUUUAUUUGUUUCACACGGAGUUUGUGUGUCGUGCAACGCACCACAUGUACUACUACCGUAAUAUAUGAAUAUGAAUACAUACACCCAAGCAAUUUUUGCUUUC
This is a messenger RNA of Eucalyptus grandis, 2879 nucleotides long. RefSeq lists its product as uncharacterized. The transcript is spliced from 2 exons. Bases 133 to 2634 code for a protein of 833 amino acids. NCBI's taxonomy places the organism in Eukaryota, Viridiplantae, Streptophyta, Magnoliopsida, Myrtales, Myrtaceae. The record is from RefSeq and is a predicted model, not a curated record.